UGCGAAGGAAGGGAACCGGGCUCUCAGCAAACGCUUUGUGCUGACAUGGUCCGUCUGUCUAGCCUCCCCAUGCACAGAGCUGGCCCCCUUUGACUGGUAGAUUGACUUGGGUUGAAUCCAUAACUGACCCACAGGGAAUUCCAUAGAGAUUGCUGGAGGAGAUCUUAGGGCAGACGACUCACAGAGACGUUUUUAAAUUGCCCGUUGCAUCGCUGACAUUGGAGGACAGCUGUCACUCUGAUCCACUGCUGAAGUUCACACUGAAUUGCACUGGAGAGAUCUCUGCCAUGGUUGCAACAAGACCGCUCGGGGUUUGGAGCCUGCUGCUAGGGCUGAGUCUUCUCAUACCCGCCCAGAGCAAGGAAAACGAAUCGCUGGGCAAUGCCACUGUGACACCAACCCCAGAACACCAUGGAGAUCAGUCCCCAAACCCAGACUUUUGCGACUUCACAUUUCACAUCCCCUGGUCUGGGAGCUUUUGCACGCCAACGGGCCAGGCAACCGCCACACCAGCCUCUCAGGAAGAGCUGGACCAUCUCAAGAUCUUGUUGGAGGACAUUGGAGGCAACCUGAAGAGCCUCCAGGAAGCUGCAGCUCUGGAGGCCGGCCAGUCCAGGUACCAGGACAUCGUUUCCCAAGCCCUUCCGGAUGUGCGAGAGGCCAACGGGGCGUUCCAUGAGAUCCUUGGGAAGUUCCUGCAGGAGUUGGAGGAACACAUCCAUGCAGAUGAUCAUCUGCAUGCAGAGGACGAGAAAAAGAAGUUAAACGAACACUUGCGGGGAAUGGACAGGAUGCUGCGGGUCACCAGCCACCUGGCCGAGCAGCUGGACCAAGCAUCCCAGGACCUCUUGGUGAAGAUGACCAGCCUUUCGGAGAAACCAGACACCCUGUUAGGAGGAAGCAACCUGAAGCCAUCUUAGCCGAGCAUCCCGUUCUCUGUCUGCAGAAGCAUUAAAAGAAAGG
Messenger RNA from Lacerta agilis (Sand lizard), 963 nucleotides. RefSeq lists its product as uncharacterized. The transcript has 3 exons. Lineage: Eukaryota; Metazoa; Chordata; Lepidosauria; Squamata; Lacertidae. The record is from RefSeq and is a predicted model, not a curated record. The coding region runs from base 288 to 920 and encodes 210 amino acids.